GCAGCCGCAGUUGUAAAGGGAUAUGCGCGCCGUGUAGAACACCCAGAGAACAAGUAUAGGCUGUGUAGGUGCAUUGUAAAUAUACUAUUAGGAGAUUUGUUGCAACUAUCUUGGCUAUUGGAAUAAAUAGCAUUAUAAAACAUCUAAUUUCAAGAAAUAUUAAAAUAAAUUAUACCAGAAGCAAGAGUCGGUCUGCCAAAAACGCCUUUUACAUAUGUAGGCAUAAGCUUAAAUAGGUGCAUAUAGAUAUAUCUAUAAUGUUUAUUUAUAUGGUUGUGCCGCAGCCUGCUUAAAUGAAACGCCAAAGUUUGCAGCAGUUAAGAAACAACAACAACCACAGUGAACGACUCGUGCAGCCAUUUAUGUAGAUAUUCGUUGCAUCUGCGUAAUCCGCUUUAAAGGCUAUUCCGUACGCGCCGAAGCGGUCCCGGAGUUCAAGUGCGCGACUGAAUGAGUGACGCAUGCGCGAGUACAAAAACUAACUAAAUACCAACAAAAUCCAUAUAUGUACAUAUGCAUGUAUGUACAUACAUAUGUAUAUCAAGUAAGAAGGAGAAAAAAAAUCGUGUGAUUUAUUUUGAGUGUUAAAUAAUAUAACUCUUGCUUUUAUUGGUGUAAUUUUGUUUAGAUGAUGUGUUUUUUAAUGCAUAAUAUACUUAUGCAGUGUUCUGCAAUUUAAUAAAAUUUACCUGAAUCGUUACAUAUGUGUAUUUGAAAGCAAUCCAAACAAGGAAGCCACUCACGAAUAUAAGCAUUUAGAUUUCCAAUUUGCAUUAUUUUGGGCAGUGAAAAGUUCAAAAUGUUCCCCUAUUCAGGACGACAGCGGUUACGCACGCCAGCUGCCCUCUUGUCGGGCCCAACAACCAACCUUUUAAUAACAACCAUUAAAUUUUCAAUAUGUCUGAUAAUGCUGCAAGUGGCAACGGCAUUGACGGAGUAUACACAUUCGCACCAGCACCAUCACCGACAUCAACAACACGCCAGCUUUAUAACGACUUCCACAGCCGCAGACAUCGCGAAACAUGUCACCAGUAGCAGCAGCACCACCGUUCCGACAGCGGGUAUUCAGCACACCAAUUGGCGCCGCAUAGAAAUGAUGGAUGCCAAUGGCCUAUACUGGCUGGAGUGGUGGCUUCAAGGGUCUACAUCGCAGGAGAUAUUCUUCCGUGUCACCGUCAAUACACGCGGCUUCAUUGGACUCGGCUUUGCGCGAAAGAGUCCCCGCAUGGCCAAUGCUGAUUUGGUAUUGCUUUGGGUCGAUGAUCGAACCGGCAAAGCGAAUGCGCUG
This is a messenger RNA of Rhagoletis zephyria (snowberry fruit fly), 1288 nucleotides long. RefSeq lists its product as uncharacterized. NCBI's taxonomy places the organism in Eukaryota, Metazoa, Arthropoda, Insecta, Diptera, Tephritidae. The record is from RefSeq and is a predicted model, not a curated record.